CAUACCUGGGUUUCCCUGUGCAUGCUUGAUUAGCCUCGUUUGGUUGGCGAAAGCAUGGCUGAUACAAAUCAACGUCGGAAGAGAGGAGAACGUAAUGGUGGACGGAAAGAUGCGGCGACAGUCAAGCAUGUAGUCAAAAGAUACCGUAGCUCGUUGCCUGAGGUGUAUCUACUGGUCGUCUUGGUGAUGUUCGGUGGCAAUCUAGCCGCAGUUGUCUGGUCAUAUAGUUGGUUGCCCGAACCGCGCGUCGUGUCGACUGUCGACUCGGACUCAAUAAGAUCGCCCGAUGCGGUGGGGGAAUUUUACGAACAUCGUGCCAGGAAACAUCUAGAUAUAUUAACCAGCUUUGGGCCGAGAACUACCGGUAGUGUUGAAAACGAAGAAAUGGCCUUCAGGUAUAUCUUGAAAGAACUGAAUAAAAUUAAACCACACCCACAGAAAAAAUAUGAGAAGGACGUACAAAGGCCAGAGGGUUCAUUCUCGCUUCAUCUAAUCAAGGACUUCAGUAAUUAUUACCGUAAUGUCACCAAUAUCAUCGCACGUGUAGGGCCCGGAGAGACUGCGAUGUCACCAGGAAAAAAAAACAAGAAAACACGCCCAAGUCUUCUAGUGAAUUGCCACUUUGAUUCGGUACCUGAUAGCCCAGGCGCAAGCGAUGAUGCUGGUAGCUGCGCUGUCUUGCUGGAAAUAUUACGAAUCUUAGUUGAAUCAGACGAGCCACUCAAGCAUAGCGUCAUAUUCCUGUUCAAUGGUGCAGAGGAAAACAUUUUGCAUGCAAGCCAUGGAUUUAUAACUAACCAUCAAUGGAGGAAAGAUAUCAAAGCAUUUCUGAAUUUUGAAAGUGCUGGGUCGGGUGGACGGGAGGUAGUUUUUCAAACAGGUCCACAUCAUCCAUGGUUAGUGCACGCCUAUGCAGCCACUGCAAAAUAUCCCUUAGCAAACUCCUUUGCACAAGAUUUAUUCCAGAGCGGUGUCAUUCCUGCGGAUACUGACUUCAGGAUUUUCCGAGAUUAUGGAGACGUUCCAGGUAUUGAUAUGGCUUACGUAACUAAUGGAUAUGUCUACCAUACAGAGUAUGAUGAGCCCCAACGAAUUUACCCUGGAUCUCUACAAGCUGCAGGAGACAACAUUUUAGCCCUGAUUAAACACAUUGCCAAUUCCCCAUAUUUAGAAGAUCCCGAAGAAUAUCGCCAUGGUGACAUGAUAUAUUUUGAUGUUCUUGGUUUUUUUCUUGUGGCUUAUCCUGUGCGUAUUGCUACUCUACUUAAUGGUUGUAUUCUGCUCUAUGUAUUGACUUCUAUAUGGCAAAGAGUGCUGGCCAAUGAAGAUGAGUAUGAAGGUCCAGUAGGAUUGUCUUACCUCUUUCAUCUUUUACUGGCUGUUGGUAUAAUAUCAUUCAGCUGGUGUUUAUCCUUCUUAGUUACCAUAACAAUUGGCUAUCUACUGAGUAUGGCUGGUUAUGGGAUGUUCUGGUUCACAUCUAAUUCCCUUAUAUUUGGUGUAUACGGAUGCCCAGCCUUGUUAACUUUAAUUUCUGUUCAUAUCAUUGCCAAACAUUAUUUUUACAAAAAGAGAUUUACAAAUCUAUGGGAGGUGGAGUCAAUCUAUUUUGAUGCAACGCUUCUAUUGUGGAUGAGUUUUCUAGCAGUCGCUACUGCCAAGCAUUCAAUGUCUUCUUAUAUCUUGCUGAUGUGGGUGGCCUUUCCCGUUGUGUUUAGACGAUUGACGUCACUGUUUUUUUCAGACCAUUUAAAUGCUAUGCCGCCUCGACUUUUCUUUGGCUCUCAUACUGUAUCAUUGGUAAUCCCCACACUUAUGAGUAUGUACAUUAUCUGGAUGUUAUUUUUGUUGGUCCUACCAAUAACUGGAAGAAUUGGUUCAGUUGUGAAACCUGAUUUGUUGAUUGCUGCGUUAUUAACGUUUGCUGUUGUCUCGUGUACUUCCUACCUGAUGAGUCUUGUUUAUGUACUGCGUCGUUUGGAAGGAACAUAUCUUGUAUUGUCGAUAAUGUUUUUGACAAUGUUGGGGAUUACCGUGGCAACACCAUAUGGAUUUCCGUAUGGAGGAAAUCCAUUGUAUCCAACACCAAAGAGAAUGUUCACACAGCUUGUGCGUUACUCAAGAGCAUGUUUUAGAUAUUCAGACUUCCUGGCCAGAUCUCGGCUAUUGACUGCCAAGUUGACUUGA
Messenger RNA from Saccoglossus kowalevskii, 2187 nucleotides. RefSeq names its product endoplasmic reticulum metallopeptidase 1-like. Gene Ontology annotation, molecular function: metalloexopeptidase activity. Gene Ontology annotation, biological process: proteolysis. NCBI's taxonomy places the organism in Eukaryota, Metazoa, Hemichordata, Enteropneusta, Harrimaniidae. The record is from RefSeq and is a predicted model, not a curated record.